Messenger RNA from Sceloporus undulatus (fence lizard), 2098 nucleotides. RefSeq names its product sialophorin (gene SPN). Gene Ontology annotation, molecular function: heat shock protein binding; transmembrane signaling receptor activity. Gene Ontology annotation, biological process: regulation of immune response; cell surface receptor signaling pathway; regulation of T cell activation. Gene Ontology annotation, cellular component: external side of plasma membrane. The record is from RefSeq and is a predicted model, not a curated record. The coding region runs from base 285 to 1472 and encodes 395 amino acids. The transcript is spliced from 3 exons. NCBI's taxonomy places the organism in Eukaryota, Metazoa, Chordata, Lepidosauria, Squamata, Phrynosomatidae.
UAAGAACUUGGGCAUUUUGCAAAGCAUUCCUUUAAUUUGUGGAUGCUCUGUAGUCACAGAUGUGUAAGCAAGUUCUGCCCCCAUCCAGGACAAGAGAUCAUUGCCCGCAUUUCUCCACCGCCACCACCUUCUCAGUUUCAUUCACUGCUUCCUGCCUGGCCAGGCGAAAAACUGGCGAGGAAAAACCAAGCCUUGGCACGCAAACACCGGGCACAGUCACACCCUUUCUUGAAGCUAUCCUAGUCAAAGACUAAGAAAAUCCUGGACUCUGAAGUUCUGCUGCCAUGAAAACCUCAAGAUCUCUCCUCCAUGGCUACAACAAAUCCUUUGGCCUCAUUAUCCUUUUUACUAUGGGCACUGUUUGGGGUACAGACAUGCCAACAGUGAAACCUGUCACCACAGUGCAUCUACUGGUACCUGUUAAAACUACAUCUGUGCCUCACAUUGCCAUAGCUGAACAAAAGGAGGAUGUACAAAUCACACAUGAUCCAGAGGAGCAUUCAGAUGUCCCAUUGGCAUCUCCCACAGUGCCCAAGCUACCAACUGAAUCACCUUCCAGCAUACCCAGCAGCAAGGACACAACCCUAGAGCCCAAACUGCAUCCUAAGCAAGCCCUUGCUGUGACCACACUUUUGACCUCACAUCCUGAAAAAAAGGCCACUUCCACCACUGUAUCACCUCAUUCUGAACCAGAAGGCACUUCAGCUACACAAAGAAUUCCUGAGGAUAUUUCCGACAUGUCCACUUUACCUGACCAGGUAACCCCCCAUAUCCAUGGCCAUGUCACUGUGGGAGAAAAAUACCCAGCAGCAAUUGGCAAAAAUUCCAGUGAAACAACUGGUACUGUCAGCACUGCCUUGAGGGUUACAUCUGGGCCAGAACCAUCUGAAAAGACAACUCAGACUAAGGAAGAAACAGAGAUGACAACCACACCAUCACAAAAUAUAUUGGACACCAUCACAACCGGUGCUGCGGAUGAAAAACCAGAACCUGAUUCAGCUGGUGCAAACUCUUCAGGGAACAACUACAUCAUCAUAAUCGUGGCAGUAGCCUUUUGCCUCCUGUGUCUUCUGGCUAUCAUUGCUUUUCUGUACCAUAGACGCAGAUACCGGUCUGGAUCUACCAGCUUCAACACAGCAGAGUGGGCAGGGCAGGUGGCAUUACCAGAUGAUUCUGGUUUGGAUAGGGACAUAGAACCAGGGUCAGUGACUGUCUCAGGGGAUGGAGAGACAAGGCGUAACACCUUGGUUACAUUCUUUGGUAAACGUCAGUCUAGGGUACCCUCAGUAGCCAUGGAAGAUAUCAGUGGUAAAAGAGAGAGAGAGGAGUGCCAGCAGCUGCUUGAUGGAGAUGCCAGCAUAGGCUCUGGUCCAGAAGGAUCGGAGGAAGCGAAUGGUAAAUUACCAGAGCCCACCAUGCAGUCUUCUGAGGAGACCUCCACUCCAAACAAACCAGAAGGAAGCUCUUCCUAAACAACUAGUACAGGCCAAACCAACAUCACUGCCACCAACCUCUUCCCUUCCCCGUCCCACUAGAUCACAGCACUUGCUCUGCUUAUAUUCAUCCCCACUUCUUGGUCCAUUGUAUGUGGGCGGAGGAGAGGAGGAGCAAAAGAGAGAAACUCUUAUUUCACCACCAUUAUUCAGAGAUGCCUGACCACAUCCUUUUUCCUGUUUGCAUGGUAUCUGCAGGGUGGAAACAAUUACAGAGAUAAAUCAGGAGUCUGGGUUUUCCAGUCACUUUCACAACAGAUUCACCAAACCCUGUGUUCAUUCUAGAAGAUAAUAGGUGGAAUUUUUGUAAGGCCUUCUUUGAGAUCAAUGUGUGUGUUUAUAAAGGGAGAAACCAGGUCUGCAAAGAGAAGAGAGACUGUGGUGGAAUAAUGAGCUCUGGCAUAACUUUCAGUUUGUAGCAGGAAAUUUGGAUCACCAUGUUCAAAAAGUAUGCAAAUUCAAAAUGCUCCAAUUUGCUUAAGGUUACUUAAUAUAAAAACUGCUUUUUGAACAAAUGAGAGGGGAGAUGCUGAAGCAAAGCAGCUAGGGACAGAGGGAGGAAUGGGUUAAAUAAGUUGAAAUAAACAGUCUUCUCCCUAACUCUA